Messenger RNA from Podospora pseudopauciseta, 941 nucleotides. RefSeq lists its product as uncharacterized. The record is from RefSeq and is a predicted model, not a curated record. The transcript is spliced from 2 exons. NCBI's taxonomy places the organism in Eukaryota, Fungi, Ascomycota, Sordariomycetes, Sordariales, Podosporaceae. The coding region runs from base 82 to 768 and encodes 228 amino acids.
AUCGCCAAUCGCAAAACGGAAAAGUUGCGAACUUUGACUCUCUCCAAGCACGAUAUUUCCCUGAAGAUAUCGGCUUCAAAAAUGGGCGGCGCAAGCUCCAAACCAGCACAGAAUGCUGUGCGCAAGUUUCCGACCAGAGCUCCAGGAUCCGCGACCCCCUCGUCUCUCACAGCUGUGAGAAAUGCAGCUCCAGAAUCAACAACACCACCAACGCCAUCUCCAGCAUCUCGAGCGCAAACACAGGCUGUACCCCCAAAGUCCACAACUCAACUUGCGCCACGGCCCUCUGUCACGAAGAAUGAGUCCGCCGGUCGACCCUCUCCAUCUUCGAAACAAGAUUCCUACUCCGCAAACCCAGACAAGACCCCCUCAGAUUACCCAUCCACCGCUUUUGCCUCGCGCCUCAAACAAAUGGGCGCUGUCCAGCCUAACCCAACAUACUCCCCCUCCUCAAUAGCAUCGCCGCUAGUCGACGCUUCAGGCAUUUCUCAGUCCAUCUCCGGCCCCAUGUUUCCCUCGGCGAAGAAUAACCCUACUCUUGGAGCGCUGGAAAACCGCAGGCGGCUAGAGGAACAGGCAAAGCGGGAGAUGGAGGACUGGGGCAAGUCUACUCAUCAAGGGAAGGAGCUCUUGGAUAUCGGCACCAUUAAGAAGAUCUUCGUCCUGAGUGAACAGGGCGAGUCAGAUCAGGCGAUUGAGAAACAACUAGGGCUGAAAAAGGGGGUCGUGGCUAAGCUCGGAAGGGACUUUCUCUCCAUCGCCUCAUGAGCAUAAGCAAGUAAAAAGGGACAAGAAAGCAACUUCUUAUACCAAGUCCUGCUCCUGCCGGCGUAGGCUAUCAGACCCUUGGAACUCCCUCUUGUAAGACUAGAAACCAAAGGAAGAACGAAGAGAUAGGACGUCUCUUCCUGUACAAAUACCAUACGAUACCCGUCUUUGAA